AUGUCCUCGAUUUUAUUAACCGCAAGAAAGCGUCGUAUACUGGGUGUGGCAGCUUUGUGCUUAUUUAUCAUAUUGCUCAUUUCCGUGACAGGAACUGCAACCAGUGGUAAGCAGCAAGCGCUAGCGAAAGUGCAAAGUACACUUCAAGAAGGUUCUCAAAGUUCAUCUGAUCCAUCUAAACUGGUGCCGGAGAAUGUGGUAAACGAAGAUGAUGGCUCAAAGAGUGGCAAAGUUGGUGAUUCGUAUAACCAAAAUUCCAAAGGACAAGAAGAAAAUGAGGAGGAGCCAAUAAGAGUGAAUACAAAGAAGCUUAACAACGCCAAUGAAAUGGUUAAGGAUGAGAAAUCGGGUAUCAUAGAUGAGUCCAAGGUGAAACAAGCUGAGGAAAACAAAGGCUCCUUAGGUGAUAUUCCACUUAUGGCUGGUGAUGAUGCUGCCGUUGCAGCUGCCGCUGGCAGAGCAAAGCAAGGCCAAGGUGAUGAAAAUUCGGAUGAGUCAAGUUUGCCUUCGUCUUCUGAUUCCAAAAAGGAAAAUGGUGCACAAUUGAAAGGUGAUGAUACAUUAAGAGAAGCAGUGAGUUCUGAGGAUGUGGGUUCUUCUGCAACUGCGCCACCAGUCACUGCAAUUCAGGCUGAUAAGCAGCUCCGUAGCUCCAGAAAGAAGCCUGAGGUGGAGGAGGAUAAUGUACUUGUGGAUGUGGAAGAUGAUGAAGAUCAGCAAGCAGAUGAGUCUAGCGAAUCAAAUAAGGAGUUGAAGCAGCAGCUUGAUAAUGAUGUGGAAGAUUCGUUUGACUCGAAGGAAAAGAAAGAGAAAAAGGAGAAGGGUUUUGAUGCAGCUAGAGAAUUCCAAGAGAUUAUGCAGUUAUCACCUGUGGUUAUCUUUUCUAAAACAUACUGUCCAUAUUCCAAAGGUCUCAAGGAAUUGUUAAAGAGCAGCUACGAGAUCACUCCAUCUCCAGCGAUUGUGGAGCUAGAUAUGCACAAAUACGGACCCCAGUUACAGGAAUAUGUCGGUAAAAGAACCGGCCGUAGAACUGUUCCUAACCUGAUGGUUAAGGGUGUUAGUCGGGGUGGAUUCGAUGACAUCAUAGAACUUCACAAGGAGGGAACAUUUGUCAAGAAUUUCAUGGAGUGGGCUGGAAACGCUGCUAAGAUCGAGAAAAUCAAUGCUCCAUCUAACAGUUGA
Molecule: messenger RNA, 1185 nt
Organism: Brettanomyces bruxellensis
Lineage: Eukaryota; Fungi; Ascomycota; Pichiomycetes; Pichiales; Pichiaceae
Exons: 1
Coding region: 1-1185 (394 amino acids)
Biological process (GO): cellular response to oxidative stress
Cellular component (GO): Golgi lumen; fungal-type vacuole; cytoplasm
Molecular function (GO): glutathione disulfide oxidoreductase activity
Source: RefSeq, a predicted model, not a curated record